This is a messenger RNA of Colletotrichum scovillei, 705 nucleotides long. RefSeq names its product glycosyl hydrolase family 12. NCBI's taxonomy places the organism in Eukaryota, Fungi, Ascomycota, Sordariomycetes, Glomerellales, Glomerellaceae. Bases 1 to 705 code for a protein of 234 amino acids. The record is from RefSeq and is a predicted model, not a curated record. Gene Ontology annotation, biological process: polysaccharide catabolic process. The transcript has 3 exons. Gene Ontology annotation, molecular function: cellulase activity.
AUGAAGUUCUCCGCCAUCCUCGCGCUCCUCCCCCUGGCUCUCGCCAGCCCGACGCCGACGACCGUCGAGAAGCGCGCGACAACCUACUGCGGUCAGUGGGACUCUGCCGUCACGGGCACCUACACCGUCUACAACAACCUCUGGGGCAUGUCCUCGGGCACCGGAAGCCACAACCUGCAGUGGUCCACGACCUGGUCCUGGUCCGGCGGGCAGUACAACGUCAAGUCGUACGCAAACGCCGUCGUCAACGUCAGCAAGAAGGCCCUGAGCGCGAUCAGCAGCAUCCCCUCAACCUGGAACUGGAGCUACUCCGGCACAGGCCUCGUAGCAAACGUAGCCUACGACCUCUUCACCUCCUCCACGGCAACCGGCUCCGCCCAAUAUGAAAUCAUGAUCUGGCUCGGCUCCCUCGGCGGCGCCGGCCCCAUCUCCGCCACCGGCAGCGCCAUCGCCACCCCGACCGUCGCCGGCCGCACCUGGAACCUCUACAAGGGCGUCAACGGCCAGAUGACCGUCUUCAGCUUCGUCGCGCCCAGCAACGUCCAGAGCUUCAGCGGUGACCUCAAGGCGUUCGCGACCUACCUCAUCAACAGCCAGGGUCUGCCUUCCUCCCAGAUCCUCCAGAGCAUCGGCGCCGGUACCGAGCCGUUUGUCGGGUCGAAUGCCAAGUUCACCACGACUGCUUACACUGCUUCUCUUUCUUGA